CAUGCUCCCAUCGUCAUCGCUCACAAGCUGGCCACAUCCCACCAGUCCAAUACCUUAUCACCUCGGCCACUUUACCUACCAUGCUAUGAACACUACCAGUCGCAUCAACUCUCUCACUCUGCUUCUUCUUCUCUUUUCAACGCGAUGAUCUCCUCGGGCUUCACAAACGCGCCCGUGACACAAUUCCUCGUCUUCGGCACCGUCAUUGGCGCGCUACUGGCUACGAUUACGGAUUCGAGAUAUUAUUUGCAUAUUCAGGUCGUGCCGCAUAUUUGGCAGUAUGGGCAGUUUUGGAGGUUUGCGGUUUGGCAGCUGAGCUUCACAAAUUCGACUGAAGUUCUCUUCGCAGUAUUGACGUUUUACCAACUGCGUGUCGUGGAAAGAUUAUGGGGGAGUAGGAAAUUCGCUUCCUUUCUCCUCUCAACUCUCCCCUACACGACCCUUCUUCCUCCUCUCCUUCUAACCUUCGUCCUCCGCCCGUUGACUUUCGGCGCAAUAAACUACCUCCCCGCUGGUCCUACACCCAUCCUCUUCGCUCUCCUCGCAAACUACUACGCUGCGAUUCCAUAUACAUACCGGUAUAAGAUCUCGCCGUGGUCCGCGCCUACACCAUCAUCAUCAUCAACACAGUCGAAUACCCAGUCCCUCUCAGCGCUCUGGUCACGCAGUCUAACGCUGACAUCCAAGUCACUAUCCUACCUCCCUCCCCUCCAACUUGCGCUCAGCCAAUUUCCGGGCAGCUUGGUUGCGGCAGCUGUAGGGUGGGGCGUGGGCACGGCGUAUCGGAGGGAUGUGCUACCUGGAGCAAGCCGCUGGAGAGUUCCGGGGUGGAUGGUUGGUGAGGAGAAGAAAGGGGGUUUCGAGGGGCUGAGGGCGAGGCUAGAUGCUGAGAGGGAGAGGGAAGGUGGUGGAGCGGGGUUGGCGACGGGGAUUCUGGCGGAAGACGGGCAGGCGAGGCAGAGGAGGACGUUGGGAGAUAUGGUUGCUGAGCAGUUUAGAGGGGAUAGACGGGCGUAGAUGGGUGACACAAAGAUGUAUGGUUCGUAUAAAGGGUGUUGUAUACUAACAGCUUGGAAUACAUGUUAGCUUCACUUAUCAUUGUGGGAGCUUUUAGUUCAGGGAGAUGUGAUGGUAUUAAGUGAUGUCGACGUAUUCGACU
Alternaria alternata is the source of this 1159-nucleotide messenger RNA. RefSeq lists its product as hypothetical. Bases 145 to 1017 code for a protein of 290 amino acids. Lineage: Eukaryota; Fungi; Ascomycota; Dothideomycetes; Pleosporales; Pleosporaceae. The record is from RefSeq and is a predicted model, not a curated record. The transcript is spliced from 3 exons. Gene Ontology annotation, molecular function: serine-type endopeptidase activity.